CUCGGUAGAUGGCCUCGGUAUCGUAAGUAGUGAAGAUUGCAGCGUGGCUGUGUUCGAAUAACAUAUCAAUUAAAUCGCGCGAUUAAUUUAUCUUGAUGAUAUCGCGGUGAAGCCGCGAUCGAUCUGUGACAUCGCCUGCUUGCUGGCAGAAUUUUCUCACGAUGUUCCAGUGGUUCCAAUCACGAAUUCAUCGGCGAGUUUUCGUUUACGUUGUGAUCGUGAUGACAUUGACAGCUAUCGCGCAUGCGCAGGUGGAAACUGACGGACCAAUCAUCAGUGAGCCGCAAAAGAGCGGCGAAUACAAAUCCGAUGAAGAACUAUUCAAGAAACUAUUCGCCCAACGGCGCAAGGAUCAUAUAGAAGUUAUACAGACACUCCUAAAGAUGGACAAUUACGAGCGCCUGUACAAAAUGAUCACGGUAUUGGCUGAAAAAAUAAUGGAAGUCAUCGCAUCCAGUAAAAAUGUCAUCGAGAAGGCCGGUUUCGUGCCGGAUAACAGCUCUUUUCCAAAAGAUACCAAUGUGAAAGACGCAUUGUCUAGCAUCUUAGAGAACACCGCGCUUUUCGGGGACAUUAUUCUGCAUCUACCGGACAUUACUCACAGGAUACUGAAAAUGCAGCAAGGAUGGAAUCUCACGAUACACUGGUCCUUGAACUUCACCAAUCAGAUGCGCCACUUGCUGAACAAAUCGACCAACACAAUGAUCCACCUAGUCAAGCAAGAAAUGAAUAUCACGGAACGAGAUCCGAGCUAUUUUAAUCCGUAUAGGAGCGCUAUCCACGCUGGAUACCAACGUGAAGAUACCGUGAAGAAGAAGAAGCCUGUGAAGAAAGAAAAGCGUAAAAAGGGACCGCAGAUUGCUAAAAUCGAGUUGUGAUGAGCCGUCCUCGCUGCAAAAGGAUUCUUCUGACCGGUUCCUAAAUCACCUCAUUAAGAGUCCUACGACGUGAUGUUAAGAUCCUAGGAAAAAUGGAUUCUAUGUUUCAUCCUAUAUCACUCAAAAUUAAUAGUAAUGAGCUUCCCACAAUAGCAUAUUUCGAUAAAAA
This is a messenger RNA of Formica exsecta, 1047 nucleotides long. RefSeq names its product coiled-coil domain-containing protein 134-like. NCBI's taxonomy places the organism in Eukaryota, Metazoa, Arthropoda, Insecta, Hymenoptera, Formicidae. The record is from RefSeq and is a predicted model, not a curated record. The transcript has 3 exons. The coding region runs from base 162 to 878 and encodes 238 amino acids.